Messenger RNA from Orbicella faveolata, 2450 nucleotides. RefSeq lists its product as uncharacterized. Gene Ontology annotation, molecular function: calcium ion binding. Gene Ontology annotation, cellular component: plasma membrane; protein-containing complex. NCBI's taxonomy places the organism in Eukaryota, Metazoa, Cnidaria, Anthozoa, Scleractinia, Merulinidae. Gene Ontology annotation, biological process: establishment or maintenance of epithelial cell apical/basal polarity; heterophilic cell-cell adhesion. The record is from RefSeq and is a predicted model, not a curated record.
AUGCCCACAUUCCCUUUACACUGGUCUGUUUGCUUGACAAUUUAUGGACGUCUUGACAAAGUGAACCGGCAUAUAUAUUUUACAGAUAUCAACGAGUGCGCCAGCAAUCCUUGUUUAAAUGGAGGAUCAUGUAUAGACCAGGUUAACGGAUAUGUUUGUAGCUGUCUGGCGGGAUAUGCAGGGACUAACUGUGAAACAGAUAUCAACGAAUGCGCCAGUAAUCCUUGUUUAAACGGAGAAGCGUGUACAGACCGGGUUAAUGGAUAUGUUUGUGGCUGUGUGGCAGGAUAUGAAGGAGAUAACUGCCAAACUAGUGAUUGGAACAUGUUACUUUGCCGUAGACUCUUCCAUGAUUGUAGAAUGUUGGGAAGCAGGGAUGGGACGGAGACUGAAGUUCUUUAUGUUCUUAACUGUGCACAAAAACAUUUUCACACAGAUACCAACGAAUGCGCCAGUAAUCCUUGUUUAAACGGAGGAUCGUGUACAGACCAGGUUAAUGGAUAUGUUUGUAGCUGUCAAGCUGGCUACACGGGCAUACACUGCCAAACCGGUAAACAUUCUUGUGAGCUGCUGAAUACGGACAAGUUUCUCAACUCGGAUGAUUUACUUUACCAUGCUGGCUUUGAUCACUAUAAUAUUAAGACACCUUGCAUGAACAACCCAUGUCAACAUGGAACUUCUUUCUGUCGACCGAUUUACAAUCGAGAUGACUAUCAGUGUGUUUGCAAAGCAGGUUUUACCGGAAAGUACUGCGGAAUGGAUGCGAGGCGAAGCGAAGAUCUUAACGUAGAUAUCAACGAAUGCGCCAGUAAUCCUUGUUUAAACGGAGGAGCGUGUACAGACCAGGUUAAUGGAUAUGUUUGUGGCUGUGUGGCAGGAUAUGAAGGAGAUAACUGCCAAACUAAUACCAACGAAUGCGCCAGUAAUCCUUGUUUAAACGGAGGAUCGUGUACAGACCAGGUUAACGGAUAUGUUUGUAGCUGUCAAGCUGGCUACACAGGCAUACAGUGCCAAACUGAUACCAACGAAUGCGCCAGUAAUCCUUGUUUAAACGGAGGGUUCUGCACAGACCAGGUUAAUGGAUAUGUUUGUAGCUGCCAAGCUGGCUACACAGGCAUACAUUGCCAAACCGAAAUUUGCUCUGUAGCGCCUCAAAAUCGCCAAAACUGUGGAUGGGGAGGGAUCAGUCGACAAGUAUGUGAAGACAGAGGAUGUUGCUUUGACUCAAGCAUUUCCGGCGUCAUUUGGUGUUUUUAUGGAAACUCUUAAAGGUUUGCAUCCUCCAUUGAUCAAAUUACUACACAAGAUCACAGGCAACCUACAUCAACCAAGGGACAAGAUGAGAGAUCCACAGGGACAACUUCUUCCUAAGAACAAUGACAGAAUACAACAGCUUGCCAUCCGACAUACCUCAGUUUAAACCACAGAACCCUUUCAGACUGGCCCUGCGGGCACAUUUUAAAAUUUAAAAUGUUAGUUAUUUUUGUUCGCAUUUUUUUUUUUUUGUAAGAGCGCUAUGCACAGCACAGUAUUACUUUGCAUUAUAUUAACUUGAUCACAUACACCUGCACCAGCACUUCAUGUCGGGAUGGGCAAACUUUACCAUGUAAAAAUGUAAUUGUAAAUUUUGCAAACUUAUUGUAAUGUUUGCCUUUAAAAACAGAAGUGAGUUUUUAGCAAAACGACUAAUUCCAUAGUACGCAAAGGUUAACUCGUGUCAAUCAUCAUUCCUUAGAAAUAUCACGAGUUGGCUCAUAGAGCACUUUGAUUUACCUCAAAUAAGCUAGUGCUUUCGGCUCAAAAAUGAUAGGUAUUAGUGAGAAUUUAAAGAAGAAUUUUAAUAAUAAUAAUAAUAAUAAUAAUAGUUUUUGUAGUUGACAUUAUUUGUGCUUAAUACGAUGUUUAGACUACUUAUAAAGCAAGUUUUUUAUUAGGCUAAUUUUUUUGUCACAUUUUCUAGAAGCUGAGCCAUUAAUUUGUUUUUCAUCUUACGUCAUUUAUAACAAAGGAUUAAUACAGCUUUCUUAUUAUAGCUCGUAGCUUAAUAAUUUUUUUCAAUAUUUUAUUGUUUUGUAACUAUUCGUUGAUAUUUGUAAGUGAAAUUAUUAUUAUUCAGAAAAUAAUAAUAAUUAUUGAAAAUAUUUUUACAGGGUAACAACUUCAGUUAUAAAACUGAUAUCGAUGUGGGCCCUGUCAAAUAAAACAAAGAUGAAGUGAAUAUUUCAAAACUAUUAAAAUGGGAAAUUUAAAAAUGCGUCAAACUCUAAAACUAAGAGUAAAAAAUAAUUCACCCUUGUAAUAAAACGAACGAUCGAUAAAAAGAUUCGUGCCACUACUUCUAAUAAAAUAAGAGAGUAUGUCAAUACGUCUUGUAUUAAAAUAGUUUUUAAAUAAAUCCGGGACGUGUUCCUUGUCCUUGAGGCACUUAUUGAAAAGUUCUUUUAUAUGCU